AUGACCACGACACCACCCCUCGCGACGGGUGCCAACCCUCCGAUUCCCGCCGAACAGCUCGCCGCACUUACAUCGCUGCUGUCGGGUCUCACCGCUGCCGCUUCCGGCACUGCCACACCCGCCACGACGUCCGGCACCACUCGCACUGCCUUUCCAAAGCACGCACGCUUGGAUGGUGCGAAGACCUUCGCGAACUGGACACGCCAACUUCGCCUGUGCCUAGCGGACGACAUCCGCUCGUACGUCCUCGACGGUAUCGCACCCGACGACUGGACACCUUCGCAACGCUCCGCUCGCGACGCCGUCGCUCGUGAGGUCCUUGCGAAUUCGAUUGACUCGGCCGAAGUCUCGGCAGUCCUCGACAAAAUCCCUACCGCCGACCUGACAGCGCCGACAAUCUACUCGACGCUGAAAUCGCGGUACGCCCCUGACGACGCCACCCGCACGCUCGAGCUCUUCUCACGACUCUGGGGUUUCCGUCCCAUGCCCGGCACGGUUGCCGAAUUCGACGGGUGGAUCAUGGACUUCAAAGCCGUUGCGCAAGAGAUCAUCGACACAAAGACAACUAUCAAUGAUGUUCUCGCCACACUCCUCCUUGCAAUCGCCCACCCGUCCCUCGAGAGCUUCAAGGCGUCGUUCACCGAUGAACAGCGCACGCAACGAACUCUCCCCGACAUUGAUUCGCUUGCCGACCGUAUGCGAGUCCAACUUCGGUCAACGAACAUCCCCAGCACUCAAUCGGCCCUUCUUGCCUCGUCGUCGUCACGUUCUACUCGUCUCAAGUGUCUCGCCUGUCGCAGCCCUUCGCACCGAGUCGCGGAGUGCCCUACGAGGGCGCAACACCCGCCGCCAGGACCCUGUCGCUCCUGCAAGAAGAAGGAUCACUGGUCUCUCGACUGCAAGAAGGCGCUCGAGGACGGCAAAAAGCCCGACACCGCUGACUCGACCGUCGACUCGCAACACCAUGUCGGAUGUCUCGCCACCGGUCUUCUCGCUCGUCGUCGCCAGCUUCGCAACCACUCUUUUGUCGUCGACUCGGGCGCCACUUCGCACAUGGUCUCGGACAAGUCGCUGUUCACGACCUAUCGCCAUAUCGCUCCUACGAAGAUUGGUGGUAUUGCAGGGGGCAUCAACGCCAUCGGAACGGGAAACAUCGCCUUCAUUGCCGCCUCGGGUCAUCCGAUCACGCUUACCGGCGUGCUGCACACUCCGGGCCUGUUUGUCAAUCUUCUCUCGGUCUCUCGACUUUGCGACACCGACGAUGUCCGUGUCGCCUUCACAAAACACGGCAUCCACAUUGACAAGGACGGCAACGACAUCGCUGAAGGCGCACGACUCGACGAAGGGCUCUACUUGCUGGACGCUGAUCAUUCCAAAUGUCAGCACCUUGCUCUCCUUUCUCGCUCACAGUCGUCCGUGCCCCUGCUGACUCUCCAUCGCUGCCUCGGCCAUCUCGCACCGUCCUCCAUACAGAAGAUGGUUGCCGCUGGUUUGCUGGAGGGUCUCAGGGCCGGAUAUAGUGACGAAGAGGUAGAGAAGUUUGUCUGCAAUGCUUGCCUCAGCGCAAAGGGCCAUCGUCUUCCCUUUCCCGAUUCGGAUUCGCACUCCUCAGAGAGACUCGGCCUUGUACACAGCGAUGUGCUUUCCUUCCCCGAGCGGUCCUUGACUGGCAAACGUUACCUGGUCACAUUCCUUGACGAUUACUCGCGCAAACUCUGGGCCUACGCAAUCGGACACAAAAGCGAAGUCUUCGGCAUAUUCAAAACUUGGCUAGCCGAGGUUGAACUCGAGACGGGUGCGACGCUGAAGGUCCUCCGAACCGACAACGGUGGCGAAUACUGUUCGAGAGCGUUCACAGAGUUCUGCAAGACACGAGGCACCCGUCGACAAUACUCUAUCCCACGCACGCCUCAACAGAACGGUCGUGCAGAGCGGGUCAAUCGUUCCAUUGUCGAAGGCGUCCUUGCCCUCCUUGUCGACGCCCACCUACCCAAGACAUUCUGGGAGGAGGCUGCAGCUUAUUUCGUUUACUGCAAGAACCUGUGUCAACACGCGGCCCUGGACAAGGCAACACCAAACUCCGUCUGGCAGGGUGACCACACCACUGCCUCGGCGCUUCACCCGUUCGGCUGUACAGCUUGGCUUACGGUCGCGCCCGAACUUCGCUCCAAACUCGACCCGAAGGCGGUUCGCGUUUUUUUCACCGGCUACGACCUGGCUUCAAAAGCCUUUCGCUUCUACGACACUACAACACAGAAGAUUAUACUUGGCAGAAAUGCCACGUUCCUCGACACUGAAUUCCCCGGAUUACAUGGCGACCCCACUGAGCAAGACGGCGACACGCACUUCGCCAGCGCUCCCACCACCGAAUCUCAAACCGUUGUCAAGACAUGGACCCCACUAGUAAGGUCGGCGCACAUGGACGUCUCAUCCCCCCUUGAUGAUUCUGCCAUGAGCGCCGUUGACGUGGCCCCAGGGUACACUGGCGGAACCUUACUUAACUUCACAGAUGCCGAAUCGUCCUCGUCACCGUCGCCUGCGUCGCCCUCAUCACCGUCGUCUGCGCCAUCGCCUGCACUUUCACCAUCGUCGGCUGCGUCAUCGUCACCCUCGGCCUUACCGACCGACUCUGAAGACUCCGCCGAUCCCCUCGACCUCCUCGGCUCACAGCCCCAGGUUCGCCUCGAUCUACAGGACGUGCACCACCCAGACUUCAGCACGUACCGCGAGCCCGCAUCGGCUGAGGAGUCGCCCGACGAACUCGACCUCAUUGGGCGCCACUCUCGCGACGAAUCUCCGGACGAAAUCGAUUUCCUCACCCGACACCACCGCGCCUUCAUCGCCAUCGACGACGACACCUCUGACACAGAGGCAAUUCAGCCAGUCAAGUCCAUCACGAGCGACCCACAGACCUGGCGCGAGGCGAUGUCUAGCGACAAGCGUGAAGUAUGGGCCAAAGCCGCCACCGACGAGUUCACCUCCAUGCGCGACGACUUCAAGGUCUUCACCAUCGAGGACCGAGCCACGGUGCCCGCGGGUGCGACUAUCGUUACAUCCAAGUUCGUCUGGAAAACGAAACGGAACGCACUCGGCGAAGUCACUGGACACAAGGCAAGGCUGGUCGCGCAAGGCAAUCGGCAACGCGACGGCAUCGACUUCAACGAAACGUUCGCACCGGUCGCACGCUUCUCCUCGAUACGCUCACUCCUCGCGCUGGCGGCCGCCAACGGCUUGCACGUGCACCAGGCGGACAUCGACAAAGCAUAUCUGCAUGGCGACCUUGACCACGACAUCUGGAUGACGGCACCGCGCGGCUUCGACCUUCCCAGCGACAAGGUGCUUCGCCUGCGACGCUCCAUCUACGGGCUCAAACAGGCUGGCCGAAUCUGGAAUCGACACAUCGACGCUUCGCUUCGGGCCCUCGGUUACACGGCGACGGGCACCGACCACUGCGUAUACUCUUGGCUCGAUGAUCGUCAAUGUCCACACUACAUCGCACUGUACGUCGACGACCUCCUGAUGAUCAGCCCGGAACUGGCCGAAAUCGAACGUGUCAUCUCAGGCCUGGACCAACGCUACGGAGUCAAGCGCCUCGGCCCGGCCGAGUAUAUCCUCGGCAUCCAGAUCAGGCGGUUCGACGACGGCUCUAUCGCCCUAUCCCAGGAACGGUACAUCAUGGACGUGCUCGCUCGGUUCCACUUCGACACCACGACUCGCGGCACUACAGUUCCGAUGACUCCCGGCCUUUCGCUCACUGCUAUCCCGGGUCAAGGCACCGAACGGAUCAGGUCAUGGUAUCUGCAGGCUAUCGGCUCGCUCCUCUACAUUUCGCUCGGUACCCGCCCUGACAUCGCCUUCGCCGUGUCCUACCUGGCCCGCUUCGCCAACAACCCCGGUCGUCGUCAUUGGAUUGCGGUCAAGCACAUCCUACGCUAUCUCCGGGCCACGUAUCGCAACGAACUCGUGUAUGCUCGCGGCCAGGCUCGCAUCACGGGUGUGGUAGGCUACUCCGACGCGAACUGGGGGGCCUGCAUCGACACAUCGGUGUCCACCAUGGGCUACGUCUUCUACAUCGCUGGCUCGGCCGUGUCCUGGUCGUCCAAACGCCAGUCUCGAGUUGCCGAUUCGACCACCGACGCUGAAUACCUCGCCCUCUCGCAUGCUGGCAAGGAAGGGAUUUACCUCAGUCAGCUGCUCGAAGAGCUCCAUGUACAACCUGUUGCACCGGCUCACAUCUUUACUGACAACGAAGCCGCUGCUGCAGUUGCUCACGAUCCUGUCCGCGUCUCUGGCACUCGGCACAUACGCUUGCGUGAGCACUUCGUUCGGGACAUGGUGAAUCGGGGCGACAUCUCUCUCUCGCAUGUGGGUACCAGCGACAUGGUGGCCGACAUCUUCACCAAGGCUCUCGGCCCAAAGGUCUUCUCAACGCACUGCUACGCCCUCGGCCUUCGCACUCGACACCCGCGGCUUGGGUCUGCCUCGCAUUCGCGUGGGGGGGGGUGUGAAGAGUCCACUCUCAGCUCGACAGGGGCGCCUCGGUCGUUGCGCGCACUUGCUAGCCCGCCCCCGGCGGUGGGGACUUAG
Molecule: messenger RNA, 4587 nt
Organism: Microbotryum saponariae
Lineage: Eukaryota; Fungi; Basidiomycota; Microbotryomycetes; Microbotryales; Microbotryaceae
Source: the annotation of a GenBank genome assembly